This is a messenger RNA of Moneuplotes crassus, 1851 nucleotides long. The record is from the annotation of a GenBank genome assembly. NCBI's taxonomy places the organism in Eukaryota, Ciliophora, Spirotrichea, Euplotida, Euplotidae.
AUGCAACAGAAAUCAUCUAAACCACCAUCAUCUAAAGCUAACUCACGUUCCUCCUCUCCUACCUCAGACCCCGCAGCAAUCUUCAAUAUCCUCAAAAAGAUCAAAUUUUUCGAAGAAAACAACAUUUUAGAUGAUUCCAUUCCAAAUGUUCAGGAAGACUUAAUCUCUAACCUGAAAUUUAAGAAAAUGAAAGAUCAGGAAUUCGUCUUCCACUUCGGUGACUUUGGAGACGAGUUUUACAUCAUACUUGAAGGAUCAGUUAAGAUUUUAAGACCUAUCAAGAAAAAGAACAAUGGUGACUCUGAUACGAAAAGAGACUCUAUUUUUAACCAAACCGAGGUCAGGAAACGAAGAAAGACUUCACUCGACAAUGAUCAUGAAGAUUUUGAGUACCAAGAAUUAAUAACUCUCGGUAAAGGUUCCUCUUUCGGUGAGCUCUCCCUCAUUGAGAAUAAACCUCGUGCUGCUACUAUUCGUUGAGCAGAAGACACCACAUUUGCUGUCCUGAACAAAUUCGGAUAUGACAAAGUCAUAGGAAAAAUUCUUAAGAAAAAGCUUAAUAAAUAAAAUUAAAUUCUUGAAGAGCAUCCCAUAUUUCACAAAAUGGACUAACAUGGCUCUCAGCAAGUUUGGCUACGACCACUUCAUCACAAACCACAAGCGUAACCAAUGAAUUUUCAAGGAAGGCCAGAAGAGCAAAUAUGUCUACAUCGUCAUCAAUGGAGAAUUCGAACUGACCAAGAAAAUUUAUCAAAAACAGAAUGAGAAUAAGAUGGUCAGGGAUCUCUUCGACUCUCACCUCGAGUCUAAAAGCAGCUAUGUCAGCCUCACCAAGACAGGAAAUCCGAGCCCGAUCGAGAAGAACACACUUAAGAAAAUAAUGCUCAACUUUAAAGUCAAGAAUAAUAAAUCAAUGAAACCAAGCAAAUGCAGGGUCUCCCUUCUGGGAGCCCUACAGAUCUUUGGUCAUGAAGACUCCUUUAGGAAGCGGGAUUAUACAACCACUUGCACAUGCACGGUGGAUGGGUCUUUAUUUGUCAUCCCAGCUUCUCAUUUCGAACGUGAUCUGAAGCAAUUCUCCGAAGACACUUUUAAAGAAAUGAUCAAGAAUUGAAUGCAGAAGGAAAUGAAGCUAAACAAAUUUAUUUCUAAUAAGCAAUCGAUCCAGUACAGUCUUACCAACCCAAAGAUGAAGGAGAAAAUCACUAAUGUGAGACAAAAUAUUUUCUCAGAGAUUCCAAUACUACCUUCGAUUCGGACAAAUUCUAAAGCAAACUCUAUUGAAGAGGAAGAAGAUGAUUACAAGAAUGGCACAAGAGGCAGCGUUGACAUUACAAACAUCAAUAGAGUAAAAUUUGUUAACAAGAGCCAAAAAGUAUCAAAACCAAUAUCACAUAAGAACUCUACUAGAAGGCGAUUUACUAGUAAAAGAAGCUCUCAUUGAAAACAAUUCUCAGAAGUGCCAAGUCUCAACUUUGAGAGAAGCCUAAUCCUCAAAGACUCUCACCUUCAGCCAAACAACUCUGUAAUGUUCACUAACAAGCAUCCCUCUAUCGUCAAUUCCCAAAGAUCACCUUCAAAUUGCUCUAAAAUAAAGGGAGGCAAUUUCUCAAUACUCCAAGCCUAUUCGAAUAAAUUCUCUCCUGAAGAGGAGAACCAUGAAAUGAGCUUGGUAUCUCAAAGAUUGAAAGGGAUACCCUCAAAUAUUCGUACUGAAAAUAUGAGGAAUAAGUACAUGAAUGCUCAUAAGCUUUCCAUGUCUUUAGACACAAAGGAGUCCUGAAUAGACAAACUCCCUUAUCCAAUAAGGCUCCCAAGAAAGUCUAAUUUUCAAUAAACAAUUGUUAAAAA